Molecule: messenger RNA, 3324 nt
Organism: Nicotiana tabacum (common tobacco)
Lineage: Eukaryota; Viridiplantae; Streptophyta; Magnoliopsida; Solanales; Solanaceae
Product: ubiquitin carboxyl-terminal hydrolase 23
Biological process (GO): protein deubiquitination
Cellular component (GO): cytosol; nucleus
Molecular function (GO): cysteine-type deubiquitinase activity
Source: RefSeq, a predicted model, not a curated record
CUCCUCUCUUCUCUCUUUCUCAUAGCCGAAAACUCAACCCCUCUUCUCUUUGUUUAGUGAAUUUCAGCGGAAAAAACCCUAAUUUGAUUAUAUAUAAUAGCUAAAUAUUCUCGUAAAAAGGCUUGAGUUUGAUUAAUUUUCAUGUAAAAAGUGAGAAGAGAGGGGUUUAAUGGGUGAGGCUACAGCUACAAUGAAUCAGAUGGAGGAAAAUUUGGGUACACAGAUAUCUGGGCUUGUCGGGUCGGAGCCGGGUACGGAUACGUCGUCGCUGUUUCACCGGAGGAUUGAGUUUCAUUUGGCGAGAAAGCCUUUUAGUGGGUUUAUAAAUAAUGGUGGGUUUCAGCUGGAAACGCUGAACCCGAACUCAGAGAAAACGGGUAAAGAUAACGGGUUGGUUGUUGGGGGCGGGAAAAAGGUCGGUGAUGCUCAGAUGGAAAGUAAUGGGUUGGAUCCAGAAGUGAGCUUCGGUAUUGCCUUCAGAAAGAUUAUGAGAAUUGGAGCGGGCUUGCAAAAUCUGGGGAACACCUGCUUCCUCAAUUCUGUAUUACAGUGCCUGACAUACACUGAGCCUUUGGCAGCAUACUUGGAAAGUGGGAAGCAUCAAAAUUCCUGUCGUAUGGCUGGGUUUUGUGCUCUAUGUGCCAUCCAAAAACACGUGAGUCGUGCUUUGCAAGCAACUGGGAAAAUACUGGCACCCAAGGAUCUUGUGUCAAACUUGCGAUGCAUAUCACGGAAUUUUCGAAAUGCUAGACAGGAGGAUGCACAUGAAUAUAUGGUGAAUCUGCUUGAGUCAAUGCAUAAAUGUUGCUUACCUUCAGGAGUGCCAAGUGAAUCUCCCAGUGCUUAUGACAAAAGUUUGGUCCAUAAGAUAUUUGGUGGGCGCCUUCGCAGUCAGGUGCAGUGCAUGCAGUGUAACUUUUGCUCCGACAAGUUUGAUCCGUUUCUGGAUUUAAGUCUAGAAAUUUUAAAGGCAGAUUCACUACAGAGAGCACUUCAGCAUUUCACUGCCCGAGAGCUAUUAGAUGGUGGUCAGAGGCAGUACCAAUGUCAGCAGUGCAAACAGAAAGUGAAGGCUACCAAGCGGCUAACAAUUGACAAGGCACCUCAUGUCCUAACCAUCCACUUGAAGCGAUUUGGUUCACAUGUCCCUGGGCAAAAGAUCGAUAAAAAGAUUCACUAUGGGCCUACUUUAGACUUGAAGCAUUUUGUAUCUGAUACCUAUGGUGGUGAAUCGAAGUACACUCUCUAUGGUGUGCUGGUUCAUGCAGGUUGGAGCACCCAUUCUGGUCAUUAUUAUUGCUUUGUUCGCACUUCAAGUGGAAAUUGGUACUCCCUUGAUGACAAUCAGGUUGUUCAAGUGAGUGAGAGAAAGGUGUUGGAGCAGAAGGCAUACAUGUUGUUCUAUGUUCGGGAUAGGAAAUCUCCUGUGCCUAAGAAGUCUGUGGAUGUUGCCCGCAAUGACAGUGUGACUACUAAUGGCAUAGGAAACAAAAUGUACUCUAAUCACAGCCAGAGAUUUAAGGAUACUGUUCAAAAUGGAAUUCAUGUGAAGAAUGUGGAUUCCUUUUCUGGCGCAAAAGAUCAAAGGGAAACAUUAAGUUCUGAAGUUUCAAAGGAAACUUCGACAAAGGGUCUGGCACCCCCAAAGGUUAAUGGUGUAGUAACUAAUGGAUCCUCUUCUCUUGGAGGGGCUGUACAGCAAGAAAAGUCGAAAGUGGAAGAAGCAGGUGAAAGAGCAAAUGAGUCAUCUGUUGGAGACACAAGGGGUGGACCAUGCUUGCUUAAAGCUAAUCCAAUUGCUCCAGUCUCCAAUGGAAUUCAUAGACUUGAAAACAAGGGGGAGACAAGAUGCGAAGACUCCAAUCCACUACCUAAUGGCAAUGUCAAGGAGUUAACCUGCUCUGCUGCAAUACCAUUUAGCUCUAGCACCGUAAACAAUGACAAAGAUCCAAGUCUCCACAAGCAAGAAGAGUGCAGCAAGGGAAACACCAACUCUCGAGUGGUGAAAGACAUCUCCAACGGUAGUUGUGGUGAUUCAGCUGUUAAUAAUGAUGUUGGACAGAGAAAAGCAGGUGCGAAAUCUGCCGGAGCACUGAGCCAACCAACUGUGGCUAGCUCGACCGAGAAGGAAGCUAUUGACAAAGCCUGCUUGAAAGCCAAAAAGAAGUCUUUCAAGAGUCGUGUUACCAAGAUGCAUCUCAGCUUUAUGAUCUUAGAUCCAGCCUUAGGACUGCAUAGGAAGAAGAAACACAAACGAAUGAAACAUAAAAUUGGAAAGAAAAAGCGCUGUGAUGCCAGUUCCUUGAAUGAGAAUAAUGCCUCCUCUGAUCUUGGGCCAUCUACAUCCGAGCUAUCCCAUACUUUGAUCUCUUCUCCAACGCAUUCUGAAAGAAAGAGAAAGAAGUCAAAAGUUAAUUCCAAUGAGAAACCUUAUAGUGCUGGACACAAUGGCGAUCUGCUGAGGAGUACAGUUGAUGUGAGGGUUUUGAACAAUGGCACUGUAUUAGCAAAUGACAAGCAACCACAAAAAAGUUCCAGCUCGGCCUCAGUAGGAAACCAAGGUAGUGACAUUAAACAGUUCACAGAUGCUAACAAGCAACCACAAAAAAGUUCCAGCUCGGCAUCAGUAGGAAACCAAGGUAGUGACAUUAAACAGUUCACAGAUGCUAAAGAGACCAAAGGAGUUACAACACAGAAAGGUCUGGUGAACAUGCUUACCAGGGGUUUAGAGUCAAGUGUUGCUCGUUGGGAUGACGUAGAAGUUCCUUCCUUGAAUGGUGUUGAAGCACAGAACGGAAAUUGUGUCAGCAUUGGGUACAUUGGGGAUGAAUGGGAUGAGGAAUAUGAUAGAGGGAAGAGGAAGAAGGUUAGGAACUCCAAAAUUGAAUUUGGUGGACCGAACCCUUUCCAAGAAAUUGCAAGCAAAAAGGCAAAGGUAAAGAAAGCGAGUCUUGGGCGAUCUAGCUCUGCAAACCAGCCUUUCAGGAUAUUAUAAUGAAUCUGGACUACAUAUUUUGACUUUAACCAAUUGAGAAACACAACUCGAGUUCCACAGGAGUGUCACUGAGAUGGUAACGGUUGUAUCCCCAGGCCCCAGCUUGGUCCAUAUUAGCUUUGGCUGCUAAACGUAUUUUUAGCCUGCUAUUAGAAGACUUGAGCAAGUGAUGUGUCUUAUUUCUUCUUUACCUUGUUUUUCACCAGUGUUUUGCCAUCAAUUUUGUUUUGUGAGAGGUCUUGAGAAAGAAUGUACCAGUGUGUGGACAUUGUGGAUCAUGAGUCAUUACUCAUUAAUGAAUAAGAUUCUGGCUUGAAAAUGUUUACCUG